Molecule: messenger RNA, 6423 nt
Organism: Coregonus clupeaformis (lake whitefish)
Lineage: Eukaryota; Metazoa; Chordata; Actinopteri; Salmoniformes; Salmonidae
Product: collagen alpha-1(XIII) chain-like
Exons: 42
Coding region: 462-2675 (737 amino acids)
Source: RefSeq, a predicted model, not a curated record
GAGCAUGUACGCAACUCUACAGUGGAGCAGAAGGAUCAUGGUAACCACUUUAGUACAGGGGCGAGUGAGUGGGUAGGGUUUCAGCCGUUCAGCGAGCGCUCUCUGGUGAUCUCGCAGAGAUAGUAGUCUAGAGCCUGUCGUCUGGGACACUGCAGGACCGCUUUGAAGAUCUCAUCAAAUGGCAAAGCUGAACCACACUGAAUAGAGCUCCCUUUCAAAUAAGACAUGACUGAUUGAUGUAUCCAAAUCUACAGAAUGCCUCACAUGACUUUGACUUAGACACUCAUCUGAAGGUAGUAAGGUGGUUGGAGAAGAAGACAGUUGCAAUUUGCCCAAGGCAACCCCCCGUCAAAAGUUAGGUCGUAAGGAUUUCUAUACCUUACAAUUCGCUUUUCAUCGUUCUCCCGAUGAAUAUUGGAAUUUCGUGGUGGAUAAAAAUCGAAUAAACAUUUACAACAAAAAUGGAAGAAGAUCAAAAGUGGGGAGUUGCUGGUAAAAGUGUGGGGAGGACUUGCUGUGACCAUCCUUGCAAAAAGCGCUUUUGGAGGAAUUGGAAAGAUUUGUCCGGUAUAACUGUCUGCAUCGCAUUAUCUGUAUUGUCUCUUGGAUUUUGUGUUCUCGUUUACCUGAGGACCUCGGAGCUGCAGUCCAGGAUACUAAACCUGGAAAAACAGAGAGAUACGCAGCUCCCCGCCUGGAUCUCACUCGAGCAGGUGGAACCCAUUAUCUUUGGACGAAUAGAUCAGAUUCUGGAAGAGAAAUUGGCGGCUCGACUUCCCAAAACACGAGAGGCCAGAGAAGCGCCCCAUAGCUGUGUCUGUCCACCAGGACCUCCUGGUCCACCCGGACGAUCAGGCUUUCCGGGUGACAAAGGAACAAUGGGAAUUCCUGGAAGAAUGGGGUUAAAAGGAUACGCAGGGGAGAAGGGAGCACCAGGGGAGCCAGGCCUGUCUAUCAUUGGGCCACGAGGACCUCCUGGACAGCCAGGAACAAGAGGCUUCCCAGGCUUCCCGGGUCCGAUUGGGUUGGACGGCAAGCCCGGACAGAACGGCUUGAAAGGUGACUUGGGUCAACGUGGUCCUAAAGGAGUUGCAGGUGAACCUGGUCCGAAAGGGGAAAAGGGCGUAUGUGGAGACUACACUCACAGGCAGAUGUUGCCCAUCACCGUGCGCAACAUGCCCCAAAUAAGCCCUCUAAUCCUAAAGCGCCUCAAGCAGGGCGAGCCUGGAGCUCAGGGCCCACCAGGACCUCCCGGCCCCCCAGGGCCCUCAGGGACCUCUGGACUGAAUGGUGCUAGUGGACCACCGGGUAAACCUGGUGAACCAGGAAAACCUGGAAAAGAUCCAAGGCUCCUACCAGGGAUGAAGGGUGAGCCAGGCAUGGCAGGAAUAAAGGGUGAUGUUGGCCCCGCUGGUCCUGAAGGCCCCAAGGGACUGAAGGGAGACCUUGGACUGAAGGGAGAUGAGGGGAAGACAGGUCUCAUAGGGGAGAGGGGAGAAAAGGGAGAGCCAGGUUUUCCAGGCACUCCUGGAAGAAAGGGUCAAGCUGGUACCCCUGGUACACCUGGUAUUCCUGGAAAGAGGGGCUACAGGGGUGACAAGGGUGAACCCAGCGCAGCAGGAACUGGCAUCAAAGGAGAACCGGGGACACCAGGACUCCCAGGCCUAUCAGGAUUCAAGGGUGACAAAGGCGACCAAGGUCUCAAGGGGGAAGCAGGAUCUGAUGGCCCAGCUGGACCAAGAGGUCCUCCAGGUGCAGCAGGGGAGCCAGGAAAAUCAGAAAUCAUCAACAAUGAAAAUGAUAUUCGGAAUGUACCUUUGAUGGGCCCACCUGGACUACCUGGCCCUCCAGGGGUCCCUGGAACACCAGGAACAAAGGGUGAAGUUGGCCUUCCAGGCCCUUCAGGUCUUGACGGAGAGAAGGGUCCUCGGGGGAAGCCUGGAGAGCCAGGUCCUGUUGGCCCAGCAGGCCCUGAAGGUCCCAGAGGGGAGGGAGGCCUGAUGGGUUUCUCAGGACCCAAAGGAGACAAGGGGGACAUGGGUCCCUCUGGAUCACCUGGUUUAGACGGCCCUACUGGUGAAAAGGGGGUUUCUGGGCCCCCUGGCCCCAUUGGAUUACCAGGCACAAUGGGUCAGAAGGGCGAGUCCGGAAAUAAGGGAGGAAGGUCAGACAUGGUCUAUGGUCCCCCAGGGCCUCCAGGGCCCCAAGGACCAGUUGGCCCCGCAGGACCCGAAGGACUGGGAGGGCCAAAGGGGGAGCCAGGCAUAGGCAUACAGGGAGAGAAGGGAGCAUCUGGUUCGAAGGGCGAUAAAGGGGACAGGGGCCAUCUUGGACUUCCUGGGGCUCAUGGUUUAGACGGCAGGCCUGGUCGAGUGGGUCUGAUAGGACCAGUUGGUGUGGCAGGGCCAGCAGGACCAAAGGGAGAUAGAGGUUUCAAGGGAGAUUCAGGUGUCCCAGGACCAAUUGGGCCUCAAGGCAUCCCUGGUUUAGUAGGACCACAAGGAUUCAAAGGGAACCGGGGAGAGAGGGGCAAGAAAGGCAACAGGGGAACCAAAGGGGAUAAGGGGGACCAAGGAGCACCCGGAUUAGAUGCCCCCUGUCCGUUGGGGGAUGACGGCCUACCAGUAUCAGGGUGUUGGAAUAAAGGUCAAAAUCCUUUCCAACUGGCCAAGUAGUAGAGGUUCAAGAGAUCUGCUCAGCGACGUUUCGCUCCAAGCUACAGAAUGGAAACAUGAAGACAUUUGGCGAUAUCUUUGAGUUUUGACCUGACCUGUGGUUGCCAUUUUACUCAAAGAUUUUCCAGCCGGCUGAAGACAGAGCCAGUCAUGUUGGGGGGCUCCAGUGGCAGCAAUGAGCAGACUGACUUCAAUAAGACUCAGAAACAAAAGGAUUUCAGUUUCCUUUGCAGUUUUUUGUUGAAGGCUUAUCAGGGUGGAAAAGCCAUCAAAGCCACAGAUGCAUUUCUUUGAGAUUAAUAUGCUUGAUUUUCAUCUAUCUUUAUUCACUAUGUGAAAGCAAGACAUGAACCUUUUAUAGUGUACCAUUUCCUGUGUUUUAUUUGACACCAACAACUGUGAUUCAAGAAUUCAGAGCAGCUCACAGAACAGACAGAUGUAAUCUCUCCCUGUUCAUGUGUUUCCAAGACAAACCAAAAAAACAAAGGGAAACGCUUUUGAUGAUUCCUGAUAUCAAACUCACUGCCUUCUCUAAUAUCCUGGGUGCUGCAGACACAUAACAUACUGUUUAUGUAGUUAUGUUGCCUGACCUGUGCCCAAGGAAGAACUUUAGUACCAGCAUUAUACUGUUGGUAUACAUUUAUACAUGUCUAAUAGACAUAGUAUAUUACAUGUAUUCACAUUCUUGUACUGAGAUGUAAUACUCACCAUAUAUCAAUGCUGAAAGAGUAAUAAGUAUUGUACAGUAGGAGAGGGUUCACACACUUUAUACAGUGUUCACUCCAUGUUGUUAUAUAUAUAUAUAUUACAUUGAUGUGACAUGGGAGCCUCUCAAAAAAACAGGCAUCAGAACAGAUCAAGCAUAUGAAUUACUCAUCAAAAUAUCGAUUUUUACCCCAAAAUCUAUGCAACAUAUAUGCUCUACCAUUUUAGACUGUCUUAGAUAAUACAUGUCUGCAGUCAUACUGACAACUUUUAAUGAGUAUUCUAGAAUAACUUGAUUCAUAUUAGUUUGUAAGAGCCAGAUGAUUCCCGAGAAAUGCCAUACUAAAUGCAAGGCAUCAUGCAUCAUUUUGAGCAGCUAAUUUCAACUAGAAUAAUUUUAACACGUUUAUCCUAUCUGUAUGAAUCAGUGGGCUUUAGGGUAACUGUUUGUCGCCCUUAAAUAUUGAUACGAACCAUAAGAAAGCUUAUUUCUAUUUUAGGCAAAUCUUUAUGUAAAAUUCUAACAUUGAACAGCUCCUCUAAACAAUUUUAGUGUAAUGGAAAAUUAUGCUUGAAUACUGAUGAAAGAAAGCUCCCCUGAUUUCUUUUGGUGAGGUAUCAUGGUUGGAGGCACAAGACCAGUUUUGGAGUUAUUGGACAGCUGAUAACAGACGCUGAGAUUAUUUUGAAUCUAAUUAAUUGCUUAUUUAUGUCACCUAUGAUAUUUUGACAUCUUGAUCCACAUUUUUAUUGGAGCUGAUCUACAAUUUCAUUGCAUUCUUGUGUGAAAACAACAUCUGAAGUCUGAACUGCCAAUAUGUCCAUCUUGUCAACGACUAUGAUAUCUUGUGCCUUUUACUAUGUUUAACACAAACUUUCCUGUUUUAUUAAAAAUCUAAUGCACAGAAGCAUUCCUUAUGUCAUGUUGACAACUGUCUAACCCUUCUCACAACUCAAUCCAAAUGCACAUAAGAUCAUUAUUUGAAUAUUCAAAGAGGUGAAUACCAAACAAUGCUUUGCUAGAGUCUAUAAUCAUAUCCAAAUUGUGUAUUGCCAACCAGGGGCAGUUAUUGUGGUUGUUCUUUAGAUUUAAUAAAAGCCACAUAAAGUCUGAUAACUAUUUUUCUCUGCCCUUGUUGUUCACACUUUACAUGAAGUUGAUUCUGAAUGUAUUUAAAUUAACAUGUAAUUACACAUGAACGGCUCCUAUAAAACCUAUGUGGAACAUGGUCCUUAUAAGAGUGGAUCAAGUCAAGUGUUGUUACUGUAUUAAAGUAACUACUGUAAAUGUAACUUAAUGUAAAGUGUUGUCCAAUUGUUUUGUUUAACAAUUGAUGAAUGUUUCCAUUUAUUUUGAAUGCUCUAAACAAGAAGUCAUCUUCCCAAAGAUUACAAUUAUUAUGUUUACAUGUUUAUUUAGUGGAGCACUUUUGUGCAAUGAUACAUAAUACAUGUGUAAUUGGGCCAGUUGAUGCUUUUCAUUUGAUUAAUAGAUUAUUUAGUUCACCUUUAAUACUUUAAACAAGAGAGUCCAUCGUCCCCAAUACAGCCCACAGUCCUUUAUUAACCAGAAUAAUCCUAUGAAAACGUAAUAUAAAUAUACUAAGAAUCAUUCAUUAUUUGGUAGGAAUUCAUUCAAAACAGCAGUCACCUUAGUGCAUUUACUGUAGGGUCAUCUUUGAAAGUUUGUGUGCAUUUCAUUUCUGCUUUUUCUCACUUAUAUUUUGCACAAUGAUGGCAGUACUCUUUAGUUUUACCAGAUAUUUUCUGGACAUUAUUAUUACAUGUAUUAUUUGUAUUAUACUGUAUUUCUUUGGUAUACAUUUCCCAAUUGACACACUUUACUGUGUCUUGAUCUUAUAUUGUGUUGAUAUAUUAAGUGUACUCUUCAUGUAAUAUGCAUACUUCAAAUAUAACUAUUUAACACAUUAUAUAUAAUAACAAGUAAUUCAUGAAAAACACCUAUUAACUGAUGAUAGGUCAUGCAUAAUUAUUUCAGGACCUGAGCACAAAAUUGGUCCUUAGUAAAUAUUUUUGUUGUCUACUGCAAAACACUUCACAAAAAAAUAAAAUAAUUAAGUCCUCAAUGCUUUAUACAUUUUUAGUGAAAGCCAAUUUGCAAUUAAUUCACUCACUUUUUAUAUGAAGAGUACACAGAUUUAUUUUAGGAUUGGUGUUGUAUCCACUGUAAAGUUAUUUGGUUCAUCACUGGUUGACUUUACCGAUAUGUUUAUGCCAGUCUAUGCUCAAUGCAUUCUGUUUUGUAUAAAGUGGAUGUAACUCUUCUUGAUGCCAUCACCAUUCUGUGCAUUUAAGGAGUUUAGGAGAGAGAUGCAGGUUUAGAAACCGUUUUAGAAGACCAUUGUAUAGUACUGUAUAAUAGUUAAUCUGCUGUUGACUUACAUUUUGUUUUCUCUUAACUAUCUAUACUGUAUGUAUGCUAGGUAGAAAUGAAGAUGUAUAAUAUUAUAAAACCAGUUUGUGUGAUAAUCUAUUAGUUUCAGUAGCUAACUGAGAACUGAUAUGAGGGCAUUUAUUUCAAUGCAUUUGAUGUAAAAACCAUCUGCAUGCUGAUAUUAUUGUUUAUAAUUACUAUUUUACCAUUUGACAGCAACAGCUAAAUAACUAUACACCAUAUAUGGGCAUAUAUUUGAUAUGCCAAUUCUGCACAAUAUGAGGAAUUCUGUCAGUUAAGUGACCUUUUAUAAUUUCCUCUGCUGUUACAGACUCUUGAAAAUGAAUGCAAUUUGAACAUUAAAUUGAGGUGUAAAAAUGUUGUUUCUUGAGAUUCAAUGUGAGUCAUCCGUAAACCUUUGAAUUAAAUCAAUCUAAUCCAGAGUUAAGUAUGUUUUAAUAACUUCAUUGAGUGUGCUGUCAAAGGUGCUUUAACAGUUGUUGUUUUUUCAGAAAAUGUUUUUACUUUUUAUAAAUCUUAAAUGGCAGCGUUCGUCACUGAUUGCCAAUUAUUAUUUCACUGUUCAAUACAUGUCAAAUUUGGAGAACAUUGUCAAUAAUUCAAAAAAUAAAGAAGUGAGUGAUCAUU